AUGGCGGGCGAGUCGUUCGAGUCUGCGCGUUCUGCUCGCGAGCACGCUGCGGGCGCACCAUGGGGAACCAGGGGGAGAGGCAACUGGUCGGCGGGAGGGGGGACGCUGAGCGCUGUGGGCGCGCAGGGCAGCAGGGAGGGGUUGGGGGGGAUGGCGUGUGGUGGUGAGGGUGGUGGGGAUGGCGGACGCGCAGGGGCGGUGGGACGAGGCGGGGAUGGGCGUGGAGCGCAGGGGAGCGGGGGGCAGGGGUGGGCGCACAAGGUGUUGGAGGUGCUGCCUGUGCUGGCCGUGGUGACUCUCAUGGUCUUCGGUACCGUCGCCUACCUCACCGUUGUCGACGCCACUUUUCUCCCUCUCACCCGUGUUCCCGCUCUUCCUUUCCUUCCCCCCUUCUGCCCGCGCCCUCUCCCUCCCCUGCGGGCGCCAGUCCUGCCGCGCCUGCGCCCGGCCUUCUCCCUGGCGUGUCCGCUGCAGCAGGGCCACUGGGCACUCUCCUCGCGCCGCCCGCUCUACCCGCCGUCCUGCCCCUUCCUCCGGGACGACUUCAACUGCGCCAAGUUCGGCCUAUCAGCGCGUGACACGUGGCGCUGGGAGCUGUCGCAGUGCCAGGUGGCGGAGUUCUCAGCGGGGGCGUGGCUGCGGGGCAUGGCGGGGCGGCGAGUGGCGUAUGUGGGCGACAAGGCCAUGGCCAACGCCUUUGACUCGCUGCUCUGCAUGCUCGCCCAGGCCGACGCCCCCACGCCCCUCUCUCCCGCCUCGCCCCACCGUGGACUCUCUGCAACCAGCGACCCUCCCCUGCCUGCCACGCACGCGAGGAGAGGAGUUGGUGGCAGCAGCGGCAGGCAGGGGGAGAGCGUGAGGGCGGCUGCUGAUGGGCGCGUGUUCAUUGGCGCCCUCGACGCCCCCGGUGCUGCCCCAGAUCUCCCCCAUGCCACCUCGGGUGCUCCCCAUGCCGCUUUGGAUGCCCCCCCUGCCGCCCUGCAUGCAGACCUUGCUGCCACUCCACGCGCAGCACUGCACGCGGGGGCGAGGGGCAGAGGGGGCGCAGGCAGUGAUGUGAGGCGAGGCGGGGCGAGGCACAGCGAUGGCGGGUGGGGCUGGAACCCCAUCAGGUGGGGCGCGUGGACGCGGCAGGGCAGCAGGCAGCGCGUGGGAGCAGCUGAUGCUGCCGGCAGUACAGGCGAUGCCACGGGGGCCAGCAGCGCCACCAGCCGCGGUGGCUCCUCGCCUGCUGCUGCAUCGCCGGUGUCAUCUGGCCUGUUUGACAUGCAGCCACUGCACUACUGGUUUCCGCGCUACAACUUCACUCUCACACUUCUGCCCUCGCCCUUCCUUGUGAGGACGUCGCUGCACGCGCCAGUCAACGCCACUCUCUGCCAGCUGCAACGCGCUGCUGCCGCCACGCCACUCAACGCUUCCGCUCUCAACCACCAGCACCACCAGCAGCAGCACCACCACCACCAGCGGGGCACCUGCAGCGAUGCGUGCUACCCGAACCGCAUGUAUGUGGACGAGCCCGACCCCGCAUGGGCGCAGCAGGCAGCACAGUUUGACGUGCUGGUGCUGGCAUCGGGGCGCAGCUGGACGGAGGAGGCCGUGGAGACCAACGGGCUCAGCAUCGUGGCGGGGGGGGUGAGGCGCAGUGAGCUCAGUGUGGAGGGGCUGGUGGGGCAGUGGGCGUACCCCCUUGCCAUGGCGGCCGUGGCGUCGUGGCUGGGCAACGCGUCGCACUUCAACGGCACUGCGGUGUUCCGGUCGUUCAGCCCCACGCACCCGCGCAAGGAGUGCGCCGCCCGCACUUUCCUCCCCGAUGCCGAGCAUGCAGCAGACGUGAUGCAGGAGGCACGGCGCUACGAUGAUGCCGUGGCCCAUGCCAUCGCCACGGCUCAGGAAAGCACCCACACGCCCACCACCGCCAGCAGUGCAGCAGCGGGUGCAGCACCAGGGGCGUGGGCAGCGGUGGGGCAUGUGGGUCCGCGGCUGCACUGGAUGAACGUGUCGCUGCUGACGGCACAGCGUGCCGAUGCCCACCCAUGGAUGGCAUCGCCUGGCCGCCCCACAGCGGACUGCACCAACUGGUGCCUGCCAGGCGUGCCCGACACGUGGAACGAGCUGCUCGCUGCCACGCUGCUUAAACUCUUUGAGCGCCACUGA
This is a messenger RNA of Closterium sp. Yama58-4, 2154 nucleotides long. Lineage: Eukaryota; Viridiplantae; Streptophyta; Zygnematophyceae; Desmidiales; Closteriaceae. The record is from the annotation of a GenBank genome assembly.